Molecule: messenger RNA, 2008 nt
Organism: Papilio machaon (common yellow swallowtail)
Lineage: Eukaryota; Metazoa; Arthropoda; Insecta; Lepidoptera; Papilionidae
Gene: Ate1
Product: arginyl-tRNA--protein transferase 1
Exons: 9
Coding region: 120-1667 (515 amino acids)
Biological process (GO): protein arginylation
Cellular component (GO): cytoplasm
Molecular function (GO): arginyl-tRNA--protein transferase activity
Source: RefSeq, a predicted model, not a curated record
GUAAACCACUUGGAAAAUAAAUUAAAAAACCACUUUCUUUCUUGCUAACAUUACAUUGUUUAUAAAAAUCUUUUUUCCCUGAGUAACUUUGUAUUCUGCUUUAUUUAGUGUGAAAUAAAAUGAUGUCUCUUAGUAUAAUUGAGUAUUAUGCAGAACAUGAACGAUAUAAGUGUGGUUAUUGUAAGAAACCUGAUACGAGUUACAGUCAUGGUAUUUGGGCCCACACAAUGACAGUAAGUGAUUACCAAGAUUUGAUAGACAGAGGCUGGAGGCGUUCUGGCAAAUAUUGUUACAAGCCUACAUUAGAUGUUACCUGUUGCCCUUCAUACACUAUAAGAUGCAAGGCACUUGAUUUUAAAGCAACCAAAUCCCAGAAGAAAAUCUUGAAAAGAAUAAACAAGUAUCUGUCAGGUGAGACUGAACAGGAUAAAGAUGACAGGAGGAUGUCAACUAGUCAAAGCUAUGAACAGAUAGAAAACUUAGGAGAACAAUUCAUAACACCAAAACAAGAUCCACAAAUUAUAAAUGUACAUAAUGUUACAUUUACUUCUGGUAACAACGAUCAGGAUGAUUCUGCUAUAGGUGACACAUCACCAAUUCCUUACAUGUGUGAUGAUGUACCAGAAACCUCUGGUGAUUUGAUGAUGGAAAAAGGUGAUGAGGCAUCUUUGAAAAGAUUACAGACUGAUUCUGUACCGGGAACUUCUAAAGUGUUAUCUGUAAAAAAAGAUAUGGGUCCUGAUCCAAACAAAGCGCCGUGCAAAAAAGCAAAACUAUUAAGACGCGAAAGAAGAUUGCAAAAACUCAAAGACAAGGGUGUUGACAUCACAACAUUGUCUGACACAAAUAAAAACAAGGAAAAACAAAUUGAGGAUUUUAUUAAUGAAUUACCGGAAAAUGUGAAACACAAACUUGAGAUUAAAUUAGUGCGAACAACGCCACCUAGCGGCGAGUGGUUGGCAACAGCUAAACAGACGCACGAUGUGUACGUUAAAUAUCAGAUGAAGGUCCAUGGAGAUACACUUGAAAAGUGCUCCGAGCCCAAAUUCAAGGAAUUCUUAGUGCAUAGUCCAUUAUUGGAAGAACAUUCUGAAGUGGGACCUCCGUCAGGGUACGGUUCCUUCCACCAGCAGUACUGGCUUGACGGCAAGAUAUUAGCCGUAGGAGUCAUUGAUAUAUUGCCCAAGUGUGUCUCAUCUGUAUACUUCUUUUAUGAUCCGGAUUACAUGCAUUUAAAUCUAGGAACAUAUGGAGCACUAAGGGAGAUUGCAUUUACAAGGAACUUACACACUUUAUGUCCCGAACUAAAGUAUUAUUAUUUAGGAUUUUAUAUACAUUCGUGUUGUAAAAUGAGAUAUAAGGGUAACUUCCAUCCAUCAGAUUUGCUCUGUCCCGAAACAUAUAAAUGGUUUCCCAUAGAAAAUUGUUUACCAAAAUUAGAUCGUUCUCCAUACUCACGUUUGGAUCCUGACAUUGAUAGUGUCGAUGAAAAUUUUCCAAAACAAGGCGACAUUAAUUACAUACCGAUACAUUACAAAGGCUCAGUAUUAUUAUAUAAAGUUUACAAGAAAAAAGUAUCAAAGAGCCGACGUAAUAGUGAACAGUUAGAUGAAUAUUUAAAGUUAGUUGGUGCGAAAACGGCUAAAAAACUAGUUUUAGUUAGAUAAAGUCAUGCGUUAAAUGAAUUACUAUUCCCACCAAACAAGGUAUUGAUUAGUGACGUACUUAUGUACCUAGUCACCUUAGUAAUAAAUCUUAUUAUCUAGGUAAUAAGAACUAUUUUAAAUGUAUUUUCUAGUGUUUAAGAACGAUUUAGAACUAUUGCACAUUCGAUCCUAGUUUAAUUAACAAUGAUAUGGUAUAUAUGCAGGUCAUUAUGCCCAUAUUUAAAAAAAAUUGUCUGUAAUAAAACUUUAUUAUUGUUAAAAUAUUUUUGUGACUUGUAACACUGACACCUCUUCUUCAUAAUUACUUCAUUAUUCCAGUCCAUUAUUUAUAUACCUUUGAA